Messenger RNA from Orbicella faveolata, 3944 nucleotides. Its product is annotated as structural maintenance of chromosomes protein 4-like. Gene Ontology annotation, molecular function: ATP binding; protein binding; ATP hydrolysis activity. NCBI's taxonomy places the organism in Eukaryota, Metazoa, Cnidaria, Anthozoa, Scleractinia, Merulinidae. Gene Ontology annotation, biological process: mitotic chromosome condensation. Gene Ontology annotation, cellular component: condensin complex; chromosome. The record is from RefSeq and is a predicted model, not a curated record.
AAAAGACAAAAUGGCGGACGUUGUUUGCAACGAUCAAGCUUCAGAGCAGGGAAGCGAACAGACGAUGGACAUGGAACAUCCAAAUACAGCAGCCGAGUCUAGAACAGCUCGGCUAAUGAUUACAAAAAUAGUAAAUGAAAACUUUAAGUCCUACGCGGGAACUCAAGAAUUGGGGCCAUUUCAUAAGAACUUCUCUUCCAUUGUUGGCCCCAACGGCAGUGGAAAAUCCAAUGUCAUUGAUGCUAUGUUGUUUGUAUUUGGUUACCGCUCAAAAAUGAUUCGAACAAAGAAAGUUUCUCAAUUGAUACACAACUCUGAAAACCAUCAAAAUGUCCAGAGCUGCACAGUGUCAGUGCAUUUUCAGAAAAUAAUUGAUUUGCCAGGAGAUGACUAUGAAGUUGUGGCAGGAAGUCAAUUUACUGUGUCACGCACAGCACGCAAAGACAAUAGUUCUGACUAUUAUGUUAAUUGCCGCAAAGUCCCAUUUAAGGAGGUGGCUAAACUUCUUAAAGAUUGUGGCAUUGAUUUAGAUCACAACAGAUUUCUCAUUUUACAGGGAGAAGUUGAACAGAUAUCCAUGAUGAAACCGAAAGCGCAAUCUGAGCAUGAAGAAGGCAUGCUGGAGUAUCUAGAAGACAUUGUUGGAUCAAGUCGCUUCAAAGAGCCAAUUGAACAGUUAACUAACGAGGUUGAAAACUUAAAUGAAGCUCGAGGAGAAAAGCUGAACAGAGUGAAAGCUGUAGAAAAAGAGAAAGAUGAACUUGAGGGAUCCAAGAAUGAAGCUGUGGAAUAUCUCAGCAUGGAGAAUGCCAUUACAAAACAAAGAAAUGUCUUAUUUCAGAGAUACAUAUACGAGUGCACCUUGAAUGAAGAGAAGGCAGCAGAAAAGAGAGAUGAAAUUAAAAAGGGAUUUGACGAAUUAAAGAAGGAACUUGCUGAUUUUACAGAGAAAAAGAAAGUUCAGAUGAAGGAACACAAGAAAGCAUCAAAGAAACAUGAAGAACUUGCUAAAGUAGCUGAGGAGACCAAAAAGAACUUUGCAGCAUAUGAGAGAGAUGACCUAAAACUUCGGGAGGAUUAUAAACACUCAAAACAAAAUCACAAAAAGAUGCAGAAAAACCUUGAGAAGGAAAAAUGCAAGCUGGAAGAACUUCAGAAUGUUCCUGAGAAAAGUAAAAAAGAGUUGGAAAAACUGGAGGAAAAGAAAAAUGAUCUGGAGGUAAAACGAAAAGCAGAAGAAGAGAAGCUUGCAGAAGUUAUGGCAGGCUUAAAGAGUGAAACUGAGGGUCUCCAAACAGAAAAGGAGGCAAAAGAAACAGAGUUAUUAGGAUGGAACAAGGUUGUCAAUGAAGCUAAGUCGAAGAUGGAUGUGGCAAAGAGUGAGGUAGAACUAUUUAAAAGUCAGUACGAAACAGCUUUGAACCAGCUCAAGGAUGCCAAAGACAACUUGGACAAGACAAGAGAAACCCGAACACAUAGAAAGAGUGAAAUACAGUCAUUACAAGAUGAAAUUCCAGAGUUACAGAAUAGGUUAAAAAAGGCAGAAGCUGAUUUGGUCAAGGCUGUUGAAGGAGAAAGGAAAGCUUCUGAUGAGCUUCGAAACAUAAGAACCAAAGUAGAGGAAGCAAGAAGUUCCCUUCAAGCUUCACAUAGCAGAGGUAGAGUGUUGGAGGCCCUUAUGGAGCAAAAGGCAUCAGGAAAGAUUAAAGGAAUCUUUGGUCGUCUGGGAGAUCUUGGUGCCAUAGAUGAUAAAUACGAUGUAGCGAUAAGUACAGCAUGUGGAGCACUGGAUAACAUUGUUUGUGACAGUAUUGACACUGCUCAGAGGUGUAUCACCUUCCUCAAGCACAAUAACAUUGGAGCUGCCACAUUUAUUGGCCUUGACAAGGUGGAGAAAUGGAGGAAAGAUGCAUCUUCAAAAAUCCAAACGCCAGAGAAUGUGCCACGCCUAUAUGACUUGGUCCAUGUAAAAGAUGAUCAAAUACGCACUGCUUUCUUCUUUGCUCUGAGAAACACACUUGUUGCAGAUGAUCUCAAACAAGCCACAAACAUUGCCUUUCAGGGAUCUAAAAGGUGGCGUGUGGUGACAUUACAAGGUGAACUCAUCGAUCAAUCAGGUACAAUGAGUGGUGGAGGAAACAAAGUUGUCAAGGGAAGAAUGGGGUCUUCCAUAAGAUCAGAUGUAAGUCCUGAUCAGCUGGAAGCUAUGGAGAAAACCCUGGAGAAAGAGACAAGGGCAGCUGAGGAACAUAGGGAAUCGAAGAAGAGACUUGAAGAGAUAGUGGAUGAGCUGAAAAAGGAGCUGUCAGCUGCAGAGCACCAGUUACAGAAAAACACCAUGGAGAUCAAGGCUCUUGAUGAACAGGAGGAAAUAUUAAAGCAGCAAAUAGUGCAUAUAGAACAACAAGUAAAGGAGAGUAUCCCUGACAAGGCCAGGCUCAAACAACUGGAAGAUCUGGUCAAAAGUCAUGAAAAAGAAUGGCAAGCAACAGUAAGAUCAUCAGCCAAGAUUGAAUCAGAAGUUCAAAGACUUCACAAGCAAAUAAUGGAGAUUGGUGGUUCUAAGCUCAAGACACAACAGGGCCGUGUGGAUGUAUUGACAAAUGCCAUGGAUGAUGUGGUAGGACAAAUCACUAAAGCAAAUGUUGCUAUCAAAACUUGUCACAGGAACAUAAAAAAGGCAGAAGAUAAUGUUAAGUCACUUCACAAUGAAAUUGAAGAAAACAGUGCCAACAUCCAGAAGCUUGAGGAAGAGUUUAAAACAUUGGAGGAAAAAGCUACUAAAGUCCUAGAAGACUAUGAAAAGGCUCAGCAAGAAAUGUCAGCAAUGGAGGAAUCUUUAGAAUUGCUAAGAAAGGAAGUGGCAGAACUGGAGCAGGAAGAGACUAAGAUGAGGAGUCAGGAGGUGGACAUUAAACAUGAAGUGGAGAAAUAUGAGACAGUUUUGAAAGAAAACCAACAGAAAGUCAAACACUGGCAAAAGGAGUUGAGUAAGUUGUCAUUGCAAUCAUUGAGUGCAUCAGCAGAGACUGAACCAGAAGAGAGCCUUGCAACUCUAACACGCGAUGAACUGGAGGGCAUUGAUAAAGAGACUGUUAUGUACGAAAUUACUGUUUUGGAGGAAAAACUUAAACAAAUGAAACCUAACAUGGCAGCCAUUGCAGAAUAUCAGAAAAAGGAAGAAGCUUAUCUUGCUCGAGUGAAGGAACUCGAUGAAGUGACAUCAGAGCGUGAUCAGAAAAGACGAGAGCAUGAGGCUAUGAGGAAGCAGCGCCUUGAUGAGUUCAUGGCGGGUUUUUCUGUCAUCACUACUAAGCUGAAGGAAAUGUAUCAGAUGAUUACGCUUGGUGGAGAUGCUGAAUUAGAGUUGGUGGAUAGCCUUGAUCCUUUCUCUGAGGGAAUUGUUUUCAGUGUGAGGCCACCAAAGAAAAGCUGGAAAAACAUUUCUAACUUAUCAGGAGGGGAGAAGACUCUGAGUUCACUGGCUUUGGUUUUUGCCCUUCAUCACUACAAACCAACACCACUGUAUGUCAUGGAUGAAAUUGAUGCUGCUCUUGACUUUAGAAAUGUGUCUAUUGUAGCAAACUACAUCAAGGAGAGGACAAAGAAUGCCCAGUUUAUUAUCAUCAGCUUACGGAAUAAUAUGUUCGAAUUAGCUGAUAGACUUAUAGGUAUUUUUAAGACUGAUAAUUGUACGAAGAGUGUUGCAAUCAAUCCACAACUAAUAGCAUCCGAGGCCUGAUGUUACAGUAUCGGCCUUCAGUUAUAACAGGCGAAUGAAGAUGACUUGUUAAUGACAAAGUUAGCUGUCGCGGUGGUGGCAUUGAAGUAAACCUAGCUAAGGUUUCCCGCAUGUAUAAAGUGAAGUAUAUAAAAAAAACACGCAAAAAUUAGUUAUUGUUUUGUACUUUGUAGGCCUGAAAAUAAAUUGUGAAAAUAAUGUA